Messenger RNA from Echinops telfairi (small Madagascar hedgehog), 798 nucleotides. RefSeq names its product neutrophil elastase. Bases 1 to 798 code for a protein of 265 amino acids. Gene Ontology annotation, molecular function: serine-type endopeptidase activity. The record is from RefSeq and is a predicted model, not a curated record. The transcript is spliced from 5 exons. NCBI's taxonomy places the organism in Eukaryota, Metazoa, Chordata, Mammalia, Afrosoricida, Tenrecidae. Gene Ontology annotation, biological process: proteolysis; acute inflammatory response to antigenic stimulus.
AUGACCCGUGACCACCAGCCCUCCAGCCCUGCCCUGUGCUCUCUCCUGCUGGCCAUUCUACUGGGCGGACCCGCUCUAGCCUCCGAGAUCGUGGGUGGCCGGGCAGCCCAGCCCCAUGCCUGGCCCUUCAUGGUGUCGCUGCAGCGGCGUGGGGGGCACUUCUGCGGGGCCACCCUCAUCACCCCAAACUUCGUCAUGUCUGCGGCCCACUGCGUGAACCGCUUCGACUUCCAGACGGUGCAGGCAGUGCUGGGGGUCCACAACCUGAGGCAGCGUGAACCCACGUGGCAGACGUUUGCCAUCCAGAGGGUCUUCGAAAACGGCUUCGACCCCACCAGCCUGCAGAACGACAUCGUGAUUCUCCAGCUCAAUGGGUCAGCUACCCUCAAUGCCAACGUGCAGGUGGCCCAGCUGCCUGCGCAGGGCCAAGGCGUGGGCAAUGGAACACGGUGCCUGGCCAUGGGCUGGGGCCAACUGGGCACAAACCAGCGGAUCCCCAGCGUCCUGCAGGAGCUCAACGUGACGGUGGUGACCUCUCAGUGCCGGCGCUCCAACGUGUGCACCUUUGUGCGUCGCCGGCGGGCUGGCAUCUGCUUCGGGGACUCCGGGGGCCCCCUGGUCUGCAAUGGGGUGAUCCAGGGUAUCGACUCCUUCAUCCGGGGAGGCUGCGGCUCCGGACUCUACCCAGACGCCUUUGCCCCGGUGGCACAGUUCGCAAACUGGAUCAACUCCAUCAUACGCCGCCACAGUGACCUCCCCGCUCCCCACCCUCGGGACCCCGCCAGCAGAACCCGCUAG